Molecule: messenger RNA, 5134 nt
Organism: Puntigrus tetrazona (Sumatra barb)
Lineage: Eukaryota; Metazoa; Chordata; Actinopteri; Cypriniformes; Cyprinidae
Exons: 15
Coding region: 1584-4529 (981 amino acids)
Molecular function (GO): protein binding
Source: RefSeq, a predicted model, not a curated record
ACCGCUGCAAUGUGGACAAAAUGGACACAAAGAAGGAGCAUUAAUCUUUAACCAAUGUUUAGAAGAGGGCUUGAUUCUCAGUUUUCUUUCAUGAUGUUUUUCUAGUAUUUGGCCAAAUUGAUCAAGUGGUGUUAAAGACUUAAUGUGUGUGUAGGGAUGAGGGACGUAUGAUAUUACAGACAGGUGUGUUAGCUUAGGCAUGGAGCUCAAAAAUUGUGUUUUUACAGUGAUGUCACAUAAUUAGUAAUUAGUAACAUAAUUUAUUAGUUCCCCAAAGAAAAUUUCAGUUAAAAUGUAUGAAUCAUUUAAGAUUUACUACUAUUUAAGAGUACUAAAGAUUUUUUUUACACUAUAAAGAAUGCUUUUGCUGAACAGGAAGUUUAGAAGGUUCUUUAUGGAAACACUGAUGCCAAUUUAAUAAAAAAACCUUUGCAGAUCAUCUUUGAUAUAAUAUAAGAAUGGAAGACUUUUUUCAACUGCAAUGUUACACAUUUCAAUUUUCAUUACUUUAAAAUAUGCUUCUCAAUGUGUGUUGUAACAGAGGACAAAUUACACAGGCUUUCAAGUAAAUGUAACAUCUAAUUAAAUGUACAAUGGAAAGUUUCUUAUAUUUCUGGUAAAGUCUUUUGAUUUCAGGAGUAUAUAAGUUCCUGAACAUGAGUAUCAUUGUGGUCUUUGUGUGUGGAUUUCAUUUUUUUUUAAUCUUGAAAUUCGACUCUUCAUCCUUUCAACUUGACCCUGCUAUUUCUCUUCUGACAUUUUACCAUCUCUGUUUCUCUCCCUCAUUCAAACAAUACUUCUCUAAUGUUUGCUUCAUUCCCUCUACAACUCAAAACUGCUGCAGUCCUGUUCUCAAGAAACCCAAACUGGAUCCCUCAUCCUUAUUUAACUAUCGUCCCAUUUCUAAUUGACCAUUUUUUUGCUAAAUUACAAAGUACUGUUGCCUCCCACCUUCAGUCAUAUCUAAUUGAAUCCCCUUGACCCCUGCCGAUCUGGUUUUCGUUUAGUCCAAAGUACUGCACAAGGUAGUGAAUGAUCUACUAAUUCUGCAUCUUGACCUUAGCUCUGCCUUUGAUAACAUCUCCCAUGGAUUACUUAUUUCUAGUCUCAUGGAUUGAAGAUUUCUGGUCCUGCCUACUUUUGGUUUUCCUAUUAACUCUCUGAAAGACAAUUGUACUUUUAUCUCUCUCCGCUUUCAGUGCCAUGCUGUAAUAGAUAAUCACUCAAUAAGAGAUGUUCUCUCUCUCUCUCUCCCUCUCUUUCUCUUUUAUACAGUCAAUUUAAUAAUAAAAAAGUAUAGGCUUUAUAGGAGAUCUAUCAGAUUUUGAUUCAUUCUCCUCAUCAUACUGUGUAUUUGGGUUAGUCUGAGUUCUUGGGGCAAUGAAAUCCAUUCUGCUUUUCAAACCAACCCAGCGCAUGUUCUGCACAACAACAGAUUGGGUGUAAUAAUCUGAUUCGUCUACUUUAUGGAGGGAUCAUGUGACUUUUUUUUAUGAGGUGAAAGUAAAAAAGACAUCUAAUGGCUCAAAUGAAUUUAAAAAACCAGAGUGCUGUGAUUAAACGGACAAGCCUUUGUCUCCGGCAUGUUGUUGAUUAUUAUCGCUUUCCUGGUGAAUGUCCUGAUAGAGACUUCUGUGUCCUUCUCUGUAGAGGUUCCUGGUGAUCCUAUAGAGGCUCGUAUCGGAUCCACAGUGAUUCUGCCCUGCUGGAUCUCUCCUCCGGAGAACGCUGAAGCUCUGGAGAUACGCUGGUACCGUCACGAUCAGUUCAACAACCCUGUUCUGCUUUAUAAUCAUGGGAAGAUCCAGGACAUCCAGGAGGAAUCAUACAGGCACCGAAGCUCUUUGACUCGGCGCUCAGAUCAGUCUGGUGGACUGAAAGAUGGAGACGUUUCUCUACGGCUGGAGAAUCUCCGAGUUCAGGAUGAAGGUUCAUUUCGCUGUUAUGUGAGUGGAGACAGUUCAUACGGCAGUGAAGAGAUGCUUCUCAAAAUCACGGCUGUAGGAUCCACUCCUGUCCUUGUUCCAAAGCCUCUUGAUGAUGGACACGUGAACAUCAGCUGCAGGUCCAGCGGUUGGUAUCCAAAGCCCAGCAUCACAUGGUCGUCUGCUGAUGAAAGGGUUCUUCGUCCUGGAGGAUCAUCUCACAGUCGUGGAGAAGAUGAGAUGUUCUCUGUCCACAGCUGGACGGUCAUCUCUCUCUCAGAUGCUCAGCUGGUCUCAUGUUCACUGUCCAUCAGAACUGGAGAGUUCAAAGAAAGCAGGAUUGACGUACAGGCCGUCAUCUCUACAGAUUCUUCAGGUCUGUGGAAGGCUCUUUUCUUCACCUUCCUCGUCUUUGCUCUUCUGGGUUUGGUUGGGUUAAUCUUCUAUAAGGACAGAAAGAAAAAAACAGGGAAGAAACCGGUUAAAGAAGUUGUCGGAGACAAGAGUGUAGAAAAAUGGAGGAAACAUGCAGUUACGAUCACUAUUGACCCUGAACGUUCACAUCCAGAUCUGAAGGUCAAGGACUGUAAAAUGAUGAGAGACAGUGCAAGAUAUCACCACACUGGAGAUGGAUUUCCAUAUGAAUUAUGUGCAUUUGGAGCUCAAAGAUUCACUUCAGGUCUUCACUAUUGGGAGGUAGAACUAGCACAAAGAUGUACACCUCCUAAAAACUACUGGUUAAUUGGUGUGGCGAAAGAUGGAAGCUUUACUUCAAGAAAGAGAUCUGCUUUAACUCCAUCAGCCGGUUUCUGGUUCUUGUGUUCAGACGGUCCUAAUGGCUUUUACACCAACACUGAUCCACCAGUUAAACUCUCACUGACACCGAGACCUGAACGACUGGGAGUUCUGUUAGAUUAUGAUGAAGGUCAGCUGUCAUUUUACAACGUGACAGAGAGUAAACAUCUCCUGACCAUCAGCAGCAGAUUCUCUGGACCAGUCGUUCCUCUCUUCAAUCCUGGAGUUGGAGAUCAGGGAGUGCUUAAAAUUCUGGAUUGUCCAGAACCUGUAGAAUCAGCUGUAGAGUUCAAUCAGCCUUUACUGAAUAACAGCUCAGACGCCUACAUGUUGUCGAUUAUCGUCGUUUUACUGAACCUCUUCAUAGAGACUUCUGUGUCUUUCUCUGUAGAGGUUCCUGGUGAUCCUAUAGAGGCUCGUAUCGGAUCCACAGUGAUUCUGCCCUGCUGGAUCUCUCCUCCGGAGAACGCUGAAGCUCUGGAGAUACGCUGGUACCGUCACGAGCAGUUCAACAACCCUGUUCUGCUUUAUAAUCAUGGGAAGAUCCAGGACAUCCAGGAGGAAUCAUACAGGAACCGAAGCUCUUUGACUCGGCGCUCAGAUCAGUCUGGUGGACUGAAGGAUGGAGACGUUUCUCUACGGCUGAAGAAACUCAGAGUUCAGGAUGAAGGUUCAUUUCACUGUUAUGUGAGUGGAGACAGUUCAUACGGCAGUGAAGAGAUGCUUCUCAAAAUCAGGGCUGUGGGAUCCACUCCUGUCCUUGUUCCAAAGCCUCUUGAUGAUGGACACGUGAACAUCAGCUGCAGGUCCAGCGGCUGGUAUCCAAAGCCCAGCAUCACAUGGUCGUCUGCUGAUGAAAGGGUUCUUCGUCCUGGAGGAUCAUCUCACAGUCGUGGAGAAGAUGAGAUGUUCUCUGUCCACAGCUGGACGGUCAUCUCUCUCUCAGAUGCUCAGCUGGUCUCAUGUUCACUGUCCAUCAGAACCGGAGAGUUCAAAGAAAGUAGGAUUGGCGUACAGGCCGUCAUCUCUACAGAUUCAUCAGGUCCGUGGAAGGCUCUUUUCCUCACCUUUCUCGUCUUUGCCCUUCUGGGUUUGGUUGGGUUGAUCCUCUACAAAUACAGACACAAACUAACAGAUUCUAAGGAUGAAAUGACCACAAAGACGGAGAACCACAAAGUUGUGGGAGACAUAAAUUUAGAACAUCUAAGGAAACAUGCAGUUACGAUCACUAUUGACCCUGAACAUUCACAUUCAGAUCUGAAGGUCAAGGACUGUAAAAUGAUGAGAGAUGGUCCAAAUUAUAGUCCAAGUGGAGAUGGAUUUCCAUAUGAAUUAUGUGCAUUUGGAGCUCAAAGAUUCACUUCAGGUCUUCACUAUUGGGAGGUAGAACUAGCACAAAGAGGUAUAUCUCCUAAAAACUACUGGUUAAUUGGUGUGGCGAAAGAUGGAAGCUUUCCUUCAAGAGAGAGAUCUGCUUUAACUCCAUCAGCCGGUUUCUGGUUCUUGUGUUCAGACGGUCCUAAUGGCUUUUACACCAACACUGAUCCACCAGUUAAACUCUCACUGACACCGAGACCUGAACGACUGGGAGUUCUGUUCGAUUAUGAUGACGGUCAGCUGUCAUUUUACAACGUGACAGAGAGUAAACAUCUCCUGACCAUCAGCAGCAGAUUCUCUGGACCAGUCGUUCCUCUCUUCAAUCCUGGAGUUGGUGAUCAGGGAGUGCUUGAAAUUCUGGAUUGUCCAGAACCUGUAGAAUCAGCUGUAGACUCCAGUCAGCCUUUACUGAAUAACAGCUCAGACGCCUGACUGACCGCUGCAGUUUAACCAGAACAAAUAUGAAAAACAAAUUAAGUAUCUCUUCUAACAUCUACAAACUAUAGAAAUCUUGUCUUUUUCUCUUUUUUUCACUUGAGGAGAAAAAAGACAAGACGAUGAUGGAAACUUUUUUUAAAAGCACCUCUUAAAAUAUUUUACAUUUUGCAAAACCUCUUCUUCCAUCAAUUUAAAGUAUUAAAGUAAAAAAAAAAAACUACAAAAAAACAAAUUUUUCAUUUAAUCGUUUUCAGUUUUUGCUGAUCUUUGUUUUAUUUAAACUAUUUUUUUUUCAUUAUUUUUACAUCAGGGUGUAAGCUGUCCAUGCCUACUUAUUUUCUUGCUCGUUUUACUAAUAGCCUACAUGUUAUAGGCUACGUUUCAUACUUUACAGAUUUUCAAAUUUUGUAUACCUACUUAAACUUAAAAAACUUAUUUGUUAUAUUAUAUUAGACAUAUAGCAUGGUGUAUUUUACAAUCAAUCAAUCAAUCACUUUUAUUUAUAUAGUGCUUCUAACAAUACAAUGACAGGGAUGUAUAAUGACAAGAUUAAACAAUUUGUUAUUAAAUGCAGAGACGUCUCUGUAAUCAAUUCAACG